CUCUCUCUCUCUCUCUCUCUCUCUCUACACGAAGUUUGGCGGGUUGUGGGACACAGCCAAGACCAAGCUGGGGUUAAUCACAAGAUUCCCCAAUCUUCCCGUCACAGAAAUAUUGGAUCUUGGACUCAUCUCUGUCCAAUGUCCAUCCUCUCUGUACUCUCUCUCUCCUUCCCUUCCUCCAUUAUUGUAUUCUACUCCCACACCCCCAUCUCUUAUUAUUAUAUAUCCUUUCAGGCAAAUCGAAGAUUCUCACCACUUACAUUGAGGGUCAUUUUUUAAGUCAAGCAAAAAGAAUUCGAAAUCAAGCUCUUUCCUUUUUUUUCCACCCCUGCUGGGUUAAAAUAAGCAAAAUCAACUUGUGCCCCCUUUUUCCCUCCGAGGGGUUUUGAUUGCCAUUCCUAAUAAUUGAGGGAAGGAAAGCAGAGCAGAGCACCAAGCAACCCUUUACCUUUUUGGCUGGGUUUUAUUAUAUUCUAUUGAGAAAAUUUGGAUGCGUAUAUCAGCUGUACUGGACUCACUUCCCGCAAAGGUGGGUCGUCAAUCGUGGGUAGCGUGAACUGUGACAGAGAGGUGACAUAAUAUAUACUGAUAUCGAUACAGAGCUACUGUUGCUGAAACCCUGAAACUGAAACGCCUAGGGCUAAAGGGAGUUUCUUGGGGGAAAGGAAUCAGGUGACUUGGCUGUGUUGGCUGCUGGGCACUGGAUGGAUUGAUAAGAGCGGCAGUGAUUGAAGGCAGCAAAGGAAAACGAAAAGGGGGUAAGCGAGUCUCUUAGUUGCAGAGGACUCCUACUUACUCUGUUUCUUCUUUGGCAGUUUCUCUCUUUACUGGUUCUCGGCUCUUUGUAUGAUUACUCCUACUCCAACCCCUCCAAUAUUUUAAUCUCUCCUCUUAAUCUCCGCCCAUAAACAAAACAAAUUUUACAAAAAGCUUAACUCCUGCGCUUUGCUUUUGUGGGUAUGUCUCUUUCCGAUUAACAAUAGAAAAUCUCAUCUUCUCCGGAAGCCGUACCUUUUUAAAUUUCUUUUUUGUGGCUUUUUUGAUGCCCAGCUGAUUGCAAUUUCCAGCGAAAACAAUGGGCUCAUUCCACAUCCUAUGAUACUCAAACGAAGGACCCAUCAUCUCAGGUUCUACUCCCUGCUGAUUUGCUUCCUGCUGCCUCUGGCUUUAGUAGGUAAAAGUUUGGAUCCCUUAUACAGUGUUUUGCUUUUUGUUCUCUUGUUAGGUCUUCCUCCCUUUGAUUGUUCAGUUUCCUCUGUUCCCUUUGUUUUUCUUUACUGCGUCAUCUUUACUCUUUGUUUGUUGUGUCUCGACGUCUACAUGCGCUCUUUUCUAUUACCCUUUUACUUCUCCAUCCCCUCGCACCCAACUUGUUGAUGUGUGUUCUCCAUCCCUUUCCCAUUUGAAUUCUCUGAUCUGAGAUUUCUAGGGUUUGCUACUUUCAGGGUAGUUGAUUCAUCAGUGAGCUCUGCUACAGUUUUGCCAUCUUUCUCAACAGUUCAUAUAAGGGGAGAAGAUGAGCGGAGCAGUGCUUGUGGCGGUUGCUGCUGCUAUUGGCAACUUGUUGCAAGGAUGGGAUAAUGCUACCAUCGCUGGAGCUGUUCUCUACAUAAAAAAGGAAUUCAAUCUGGAAAGCGAGCCAACCAUUGAAGGAUUGAUUGUGGCAAUGUCCCUUAUCGGAGCCACGGUGAUCACUACAUGCUCCGGAGCUAUAUCGGAUGCCAUAGGGCGUCGUCCUCUCCUCAUAAUCUCAUCUGUGUUCUACUUUAUCAGUGGUCUGGUCAUGUUAUGGUCCCCCAAUGUCUAUGUCCUACUGUUGGCGAGGCUUUUGGAUGGAUUUGGGAUCGGUUUGGCAGUAACCCUAGUACCUGUGUAUAUCUCUGAGACAGCACCUCCUGAGAUUAGGGGACUACUGAACACACUCCCACAGUUCACUGGUUCUGGUGGGAUGUUCUUGUCAUAUUGCAUGGUGUUUGGGAUGUCCUUGAUGGAGACACCUAACUGGAGAUUAAUGCUCGGGGUGCUAUCUAUCCCGUCUCUCGUCUAUUUUGGGCUCACUAUAUUCUUCUUGCCCGAAUCACCAAGGUGGCUAGUCAGUAAAGGAAGGAUGCUUGAGGCCAAACAGGUUUUGCAGAGGCUUCGUGGCAGAGAAGAUGUCUCUGGUGAGAUGGCUUUACUGGUUGAGGGACUCGGUGUUGGUGGUGAAACAUCGAUUGAAGAGUACAUAAUCGGCCCUGACAAUGAAAUCAACGAUGACCAAGAUAUAUCUGGAGACAAGGAUCACAUCAAGUUAUAUGGGCCAGAAGCAGGCCUGAGUUGGGUUGCAAGGCCCGUCACUGGCCAGAGCAAUCUUGGCAUUGCAUCCAGACGAGGAAGCAUGGCAAGCCAGACAGCGUCACUCGUUGAUCCACUAGUCACCCUAUUCGGUAGCGUGCACGAGAAGCUUCCCGACACAGGAAGCAUGAGAAGCAUGCUUUUCCCGCACUUCGGCAGCAUGUUCAGUGUCGGAGGAGGUAACCAGGCUAGGCAUGAGGAAGAGGACUGGGACGAGGAGAGCCAAGCUAGAGACGGGGAUGAUUAUCAGACCGGUGCUGACUCCGACGAUAAUUUGCACAGCCCAUUGAUUUCUCGGCAGACGACGAGCGUCGAGAAGGACAUGGUGCAGCCUGCUCACGGGAGCCUGUCGAGCAUGAGGCAUGGCAGUUUGUUUCAAGGUACUGCCGGAGAGCAAGGUGGUAGCACAGGGAUUGGUGGUGGUUGGCAGCUGGCGUGGAAGUGGACGGAGAGAGAUGGUAAAGAUGGGCAGAAGGAAGGAGGGUUCAAAAGGAUUUACUUGCAUCAAGAAGCUGGUGGGCCAGGGUCACGCCGUGGAUCUUUGGUUUCUCUGGCAGGUGGGGAUCAUGCUGCUGGUGGAGAAAGUGAAUAUGUGCAGGCUGCUGCUUUGGUGAGUCAACCGGCACUGUACUCAAAAGAUCUCGUGAAUCAGCAUCCAGUUGGACCUGCCAUGGUUCACCCUUCUGAAGCUGCAUCGAAAGGUCCGAGCUGGAGAGAUCUGUUUGAACCGGGUGUGAAGCGUGCUCUGGUUGUUGGCAUUGGCCUCCAAGUCCUUCAGCAGUUCUCUGGGAUCAACGGUGUCCUGUAUUACACUCCUCAAAUUCUUGACAAAGCUGGUGUUGGGGUUCUUCUUUCAAACUUGGGGAUUAGUUCAGCUUCUGCAUCUCUGCUUAUCAGUGGCGUCACGACAUUGUUGAUGCUUCCUUCUAUAGCUGUUGCUAUGAGACUCAUGGAUCUCUCCGGAAGGAGGACAUUGCUGCUGACUACAAUCCCGGCCUUGAUAGCAUCCCUACUGGUCCUAGUGAUUGGAAGCACAAUCAAUUUUGGCAGCGUAGUAAACGCAGCAAUCUCAACGGUGAGCGUGAUAGUCUACUUCUGUUGCUUCGUGAUGGGAUUCGGUCCGGUUCCCAACAUCCUCUGCGCCGAGAUCUUCCCAACACGUGUUCGCGGACUCUGCAUUGCAAUAUGCGCGCUCACGUUCUGGAUAGGGGAUAUCAUAGUCACGUAUUCGCUGCCCGUGAUGCUAAACUCGAUCGGGCUGGCGGGUGUAUUCGGGUUGUACGCGGUGGUGUGCGUCAUAGCUUUAGUGUUUGUAUACCUGAAAGUGCCGGAGACGAAAGGAAUGCCACUGGAAGUGAUCACGGAGUUCUUCUCCGUCGGUGCAAAGCAAGCAGAAGAGGAGAAGGAGAACUGAGGUUUUGACUCUUUAAGUGUUUUGUUGGUUUGGUGCGGUUUUGUAUUUUAGUGUACUGUUGGAAACAUAAUCUCUUUUUUUUUUUGCCAUAAUGAAUUUUCUUUUGCUGUAGAAAGAAAGGAAAUCGACAAACAUCUUUUUUUUCUUUUUCCCUGAAAUAGAUUUUGUUUGCCUUUUAACAGUCCCCCAGUUGUUUAUUAUUGAGAUGCAGUGUCUGGUUUUUGCCUCAUCUGCUGUCUGAGUUUGGACCUGGACAGUGUUGACUCAUGCAUGUUCCUACUAUCAAUGAAACUGGGUGAGACUGACAUUUGAGUUUCACUUGUAGUUAGGGCUGAAAAUUUGCCUGUCCUGUCCCUGUCUGACCCGUCCAUGAAGGGUCAAGAUGUAUAACCGUCCCAUCCCGUCCCUGUCUCCUUCUUGACCCUGUCUGACCCUCAAGGGUUGGGACGGGACGGGUCAGUGGGUCAACCCUAAUCAAAACACUACUUUUUUACAAAUUACGUUUUGGUACCCAAAAUGAUUUUUUCUUACAAUUUAGUAUCUAAAUUUUAUUUUUUUUACAAAUAAGUCCAUAAAUUUUGAUGGUAAAAUUACGUUUUGGUACCCAAAUUUUUUUAUUUUUACAAAUGAGUACCUAAACUUUUAAAACUUUACAAAAAGGUCCAAUGAAGUAUGAGAUAUUUGUUGUUGCUAAGGGUCACAGGUCAAAACGUGACCCGUCCCUAAGUUGUCUCGACCCGUCCCGACCCUUACAGGGUCAACAAAUGACCCGUCCCUAAUCUGUCCCUGUCGACCCACUGACUCGGGACCGGUCAGUGGGUCUUCCGGGACAAGCUUUCACCCCUACUUGUAGUAUUCGAUUGCAUGCAUUCUUUGCUACUCCUUCGUAUUAUUCCGUCGAUAGGAAUAGCAAUGUCUGCAAUUUUCUUACUAUACGGGUGAGAUUAGAAAGGGCAAUUUAGAAGUGAAGAAGGUGACAUGACUAGAGAGGUAGUAGUAUUUUCCAGGUUUUGUGAUAUUUAUAUCGGCUUUCUUAUCGAAAAAAAUUUCUACCAGAGUUCAAAUUAAUGUGUGGCAUGGUUGUCACGCCGGUUGGCGUGCCACUGGUUGAACCUGGUUCAACCUAUAUCAGUCAUAAAACCGGCAUUACACCACCGGUAUGACCGGCAUGAUCGAUAUACGAAUCUUCAAGUAAAAUAAUUUUACCUUAGUGAAUUUAAUUGAUAAAAAGAAAUUUAUUAUUUAUUUUAUGGGUUAAAAAGUUAAAUGUUGAUGUUAUUUGUUGGAUUCAAGUACAAAUAUUUAGGUAUUGACUUUAAAUGUCGUGUUUAAAUAUGAGUAUUUGUAAAUUAUUUGUAAUAUUAACCGGUAUGAACCGGCACAAACCGAUAUGUACCACCGGUCGAAACCAUUCCACUUGCUAAACCGGCACACUGGCAUAAACCGAUUUGACAACCUUGAUGUGUGACCUUUAGUAGUAUGAAACAAUUAGAUUACGGUUAAUACAGUUUUUACAUAAAAUAUCUUACCAUUGAUUUUAUGAUACAAUAUCCUGCAUGCUUUUUACAAUCCCAUAGUAUUUUAUUUUCCCAAUGGGAGAGGAAGAAGCUCUCUAAUCUCUUGGUGAGUGGUGACUACUCACUACCACAGGAGUCGAAUUAUGAUUCACCAAAAAUCCUAAACAUGAUCGAUUUGAGUAGUAGAUUUUAGGGUAAUGUUUAUUUUUUAUCCAAACCGUUUUUAGAUUCUUUUAUAUUAUCCAAACUUAUCGAAAUACUAAGAAUUAGUCAAAUGUUAACUUUCAGUUAGCAAUUUUGUUAGUAAUUUUGACUGGGCAAUAUGAUACUGACUUGGAAGAGACACGCGAAGGUCAACAUUCCAAAAUUUUAGUAUUUUAACUAAGAAAAUAGUUAUAAAAUUAUUAACAAUAACAUAAAAAUGGCUAAUAUUUUGGUGCAUUACAAAAUAUUUGGCUAAUUAAUAGCAUUUUAAUAG
Linum trigynum is the source of this 5743-nucleotide messenger RNA. The record is from the annotation of a GenBank genome assembly. Lineage: Eukaryota; Viridiplantae; Streptophyta; Magnoliopsida; Malpighiales; Linaceae.